Molecule: messenger RNA, 1200 nt
Organism: Kwoniella shivajii
Lineage: Eukaryota; Fungi; Basidiomycota; Tremellomycetes; Tremellales; Cryptococcaceae
Product: tRNA (5-methylaminomethyl-2-thiouridylate)-methyltransferase
Exons: 8
Coding region: 1-1200 (399 amino acids)
Biological process (GO): tRNA wobble position uridine thiolation
Cellular component (GO): mitochondrion
Molecular function (GO): sulfurtransferase activity
Source: RefSeq, a predicted model, not a curated record
AUGGAGGACCUGGGCCUGAAAGAGGGUGAUCACGUCACCGUAGCAGUCUCAGGUGGUGUCGAUUCAGCUACCACCCUUCGUAUAUUAUGCGAACAUCCAAUACACCUCGAUGUGGUGUUCAUGCGUAACUGGGACCCCCUCUUAUCUGAAAGUCCACCUCCUUCAGCGACCUCCUCGUUCUCCUUGUCAUACAAAUCGACAAGAGGGAAUGCUCAGUCGACCUGUCAAUGGGAGAAGGAUUGGAACGACGUGCAGACGAUAUCACGGUCGAUUGGCAUCUCUCCUGGCAAAGUCAAGCUGAUAGAUCUCAGCAAAGAGUACUGGAGCAGGGUGUUCGAACCUGCUGUCAACGUAUGGGAGAAAGGCGCGACUCCUAAUCCGGAUAUAGAUUGCAACAGAGAGAUCAAGUUCGGUGCUUUGAUGGAGGUUUUACCGAGCAAGUCAAAACAUUUCCUCGCCACGGGACAUUACGGCCGGGUGGACCACACCCUGAAUCAAGCAAAGCUGAUGAGGGCGAGAGAUCAGACUAAAGAUCAGACAUAUUACUUGUCACAAAUGAAUGAAGCGCAGCUAAGUCGUACGAUCUUACCCCUGGGAAGGUUAACCAAAUCCACCGUGAGACAACUAGCUACAUAUUGGAAUCUCUCCAACGCGAAUAAAGAAGAGUCGAUGGGUGUUUGUUUCAUAGGAGAAAGAGGCAAAUUCGGUGAUUUCAUAUCUCAGUACACAUCCCCGCCAAUCUCUCCAGGUAACAUAGUCCUACCGUCAGGGGAAAUGCUAGGCCCACAUAAAGGAUUGUGGUAUUAUACCAUAGGCCAGCGAGCUAAAAUCCCGAAUCAGCUUAAACCGCUUUUCGUAGCGAAAAAAGGCGUAGGCGAGAAUGGUCAGGAUAUACUGGUUGUUCCAGGACAUGAUCAUCCCCUCUUGCAAUGUCAUCAGGUAACCACGGACACAUUUCAUUGGAUACACGGUGCCUACCCCGCAGAUCUACUAGCAAGGGACGAUGGGAAGGUGAAUAUCCAAGUCAGACACAGGAUGGAACCUGUUCUUGGCAAGGUAGUCAAGACGGGAGAUGGAGUAACCAUAGAUUUCCCUCGCCCUUUGAUCGGAGUGUCGCCAGGCCAGGUAGCUGCGGUAUGGUAUGAUGACUGGUGUCUGGGGAGCGGUGUGAUACGAGAAACAAUAUGUGGCGAGGCGUAA